AUCGCUCCAUCCCUCCAUCCGCCCAUGGGACGUACUGAGCGCUCCCUUGGCGCGGGGCUCUGUACUGAGCGCCGGGGAGAGGCCGGUAAUGGAAGACGCGAAGAACGCGUCGGCGUGUGAAGCCCACGAGCCUCCCUUCUCCGGGACCCUUUUGCAAAGUCUUGAUCUCAAAGGGAGGUUUCUCUUUGCCACCUUAACCUUAAUGACGCUGAUUGCACACCUGGUGUUUUUAGAGGAAGUCUUCUAUAUCUACAGGAAAAUUCCCUCCUCUAAGAAAUCCAUUUUUAUUUGGAUCAAUGCCUCAUCACCGGUGAUAGCUUUGACCUCGUGCUUGGGCAUGUGGAUUCCGCGCUCCACCAUGUUUACAGACUUCGCUGCGGCAGCUUUUUUUGCCAUUGUGAUCCACAAGUUCCUGCUGAUGAUGAUUAAAGAAUGCGGCGGUCAGAAGAUGUUCCUCAGGCGAUUCGAACACGGGCAAUUUAAGAUCAGCACAGGCCCCUGCUGCUGCUGCUGUUUCUGUCUCCCUUUUCCUCGCAUCACCAGGGGAUCGCUGUUUUGGCUGAAGGUGGGAACGUUCCAGCUGACUGUCCUGCAACCUGUGCUAAUCUUCCUGGCCAUCGUACUUUGGACCAACGGGACCUACAGCGUCUCUGAUUUAUCGCCCCGCGGGGCAGCGGUGUGGCUCGGCGGGCUCGGCGGCGUCCUCACCGUCAUCGCCCUGUGGCCCGUGGGAAUCCUCUUCCAACACGUCCGAGGGCUCCUCGCCCACAAGAACAUCAGCCCCAAGUUCGCCCUGUUCCAGUUUUGUCUCGUUCUGAACCACAUCCAGUCGGCCGUCUUCAACGUCCUAGCUAUGGUAGGGACCAUCUCCUGCUCGCCGCCUCUUCCCCCGUCAUCCAAAGGAGCACAAAUGAACCAGCAGCUCCUCAUUACGGAGAUGUUCCUCAUGACGUUGGCGUCGAGGGUCGUCUACAGGAAACGCUACCGCGAUCUGGACCCCCCUGCUGAUCCGGACCCCGGCCCGACCGACCCAGCCGGAGGAGGAGGUGGUGUUCCACGGCUCUAGAAGUCCACCCGUGGGAAGUAGCCGUCCCCCCCAUUCUCCCGUUGGCUGCAGGAUCAUGGCUUCACGGCAAGAGCCCGGCCUUGGGACUGAGAGGACGUGGGUUCUCAUCCCGGCUCUUCCACUUGUCCGCUGUGCGACC
This is a messenger RNA of Tachyglossus aculeatus (Australian echidna), 1205 nucleotides long. Its product is annotated as organic solute transporter subunit alpha-like. Gene Ontology annotation, cellular component: endoplasmic reticulum membrane; plasma membrane. Gene Ontology annotation, molecular function: transporter activity. The record is from RefSeq and is a predicted model, not a curated record. Gene Ontology annotation, biological process: bile acid and bile salt transport. Lineage: Eukaryota; Metazoa; Chordata; Mammalia; Monotremata; Tachyglossidae. The transcript has 8 exons. The coding region runs from base 89 to 1066 and encodes 325 amino acids.